AUGGGGCACGCCUGGUUGGACUCCUUGUCGGAGGACUGGGUGUCGCAGCCUGGAUCUGCCGACGCGUCCUUUGCCGAAGCUGCUCCCUCCCCCGACCCAAAGUUGCCAAAACCACAGACACCGAGUAGGAUCCCGCGUCUGAGUCCCCACGCCAGGAAAUUCCAGAACGCCGUCCUCGGUGCGAGUGGCAGUAACAACAAGAGCGGCCCCAGCAACAAGGCCGGCAGUAACACCGGCAACACCAGUAACGCCAGUGGGAAUAUUCUCGGCGAAAGAAGCAUAAAUGAGCGACUGGCCGCCCUCCGUCGCACCCCAUCCAAACUCUCACAGGAGCUGAGUCCCAAUGGCCGCGAUUGCCAUGCAUGCCGCUCCGCUUCGGCCUCGACUACUAACUCCGUCGUCCGCAAGAGCUUUCUGCGUAAGUCGCUGAACGCCUCGCAGUCUAAGGGGCAGGGAGGCGAGACACCCGAGUGGAAGCGGCGUCUUGUGUACGGGGACUUGUCGUAUGGGGAACAAAAGGAUUUGUUUACAUCGGCAGGCACAGGAUUGGAGAAUAUGUUCAAGCCUCCGCUAGCAAUGUCAGGCCCGUCACAAAACGGGCGGACCGAGUCCUCUUACCAAGAACACGACUCACGCUUGGAUGUGGCCGUCCCAUCCAGUCCUCCGCCCUACCACUACCACCGCGAUCCAUCGACAGUGGAGAUACAUGUGGACGAGGGACACCAGGAUUCGUCCCAGUGGCCGCUAAAUCACGAGCCCCUACCGGCGCUACCCAGACACACCGAUGAGCACGCCGAUGCAAGGAGGGAAUCCGGGCUCGGUACCCACCAGGAAGGGUGUUCGCAUCACACCUCCAACAUCAACCAGACGGCAUUGUCGGCCGACGGCGAGUCGCGGAAGGUCAGUGGCCGGAGCGACAUACGCAACGAAGACUUCAGUCCCAUUAUUCUGGAGAGGCGCCAAGCUAGCGACGGCGCGACGACUUUCAGUCCCGCCGACCUGCCUCCCGAUGAACUCCGCAAGCGGCUCGAUAUGUUGCGACGGAACCAGAUGAUCGUCACCGGUGAUGCCAACGACGGCACGACCCAAAGCCGGGCUGCACCGCGACAUCUUGAAAUUACACAAGACCAUUUUAGGUUAGAGGGAUUCGUCAACUUCCAAAGAGGGGGUCGGUCUGGGGAAGGGUCGUUCCGCAACCACGUGCUGAGUUCCGCUCUCAACGACAGCUCCGAGCUGGAUCCAGAAGAGUCCCUGCAAGCGAGCACGCCAAAGCAGUUUCCGAGCGUGAGGGUCGAACAAUGGGACACGUCCCAAAAGAUCCCCGCCGAUAGCCCAGACUUCCCACGGGCCCCAGAUCCGAGCCCAGAGAAGCGGCGGGUACCCGUGCAUCUCAGCCCUGACAGUCCCCUCAAGCUCUUCCAGCCUUACGAUACCUUUACCAACCAAACCCUCCUGAGACGCCUGAGCCAGAUGCACGACCAAGGAGGAGAAAAUUCCUUCUCGAUAGCCGUAGACGAGAGUCGGCUACAGGGGGACAGCCCAUCAAGGUUGCUCCUUCCGGCCUCCCACAAUGGUGACGAUCAUUCUUCUGCCUAUGCCAACAGGUUUGGCGCUGGAGAACUUGAUGGAUACGAAUUCAACGAUGAGUUCUCCCACAUGACCCACGACGCCACUGGCAUGGACGGGGACAAGGAGAACCGCGACCCGGACGAAGACUCUAUCCUUCCAACCCACCCACCCAUUUUCGACCUCACCCACGACUCUUCGCCGUUUGAGACACCGGAGCUCGUGGUGGACCGGCGGCGAAAGUCUACGACGUCCCACCCGUCGCGACGCGCAGGCAGGGCUUCGUUUCCCGCCUAUUUCGACCUCUCUCCACCCGGGGGCCGGAGAGACUUGUCUGGUCCAGAAUUCAAGCGGCCCCGCACAUCGCCGUCGAAGGAUCCUACUCCGAAGCGGCGGAGGACCUUGCACAGAUCAGACGUUUCAUAUGGGACCGAAGAGUUCAACUCAGUGGCCGACUCCGCCCAACUGUCACACCAUCAGGGACGACCGGCCCUGGGCCGGUUCAGGGAAGACGCCCACAGCAGCAGCCAGCAUGGCGCGGCGGACCUCGACGGCCGCCAAUCGAUACGGCCCCGGACGCCGACGCCAAACCAGAGGUCUUCGAUCCAGCGGGAGCGCCAGCCCCUUUCCCAAAUGGAGAGAUCGCCUGGGCGCUCAAGCAGGCAUUCGCAACCUCCGCUCGCCCAUCCGGUGGGUGCCACAAUCGAGACACACCGAAAACCAUCUAUCAAGACUGAGGACUUCAUCAAUGAAGCAAACAAAAUCAUGGCCAUGAUCCGCAGCAAGGCCGGCUUGCCGAACGGUCUUGCCAGCGUCGAAGAAUCUGACGAGGAGAAAGGCCAACCCUCGCCAGAACUCGACGGGUCCUUUGAGGAGUCGACCCAGGAACCAUUCUCCCGUCCUCCCAGCCGCGAGGGACGUCCUCCACUCACGCGCAUGUCCACGAAGCAGGAAGACCCAGUCCUUGCCGAGCAGCUCAAGAAGUAUGAAGAAGCUAGCGACAUGGGUGAUCUGAUGCCGUCAUCAGUGCGUUCUACUCGGCUUGCCGAAGUCGCAAGGGAGCAAGCGACGGCGGAAUGGGCCAACAACCAAAGCCAAGCAUCCGAGCACCAUUCUGAUUUUGUCAGCGAUCCCCCCAACAUCCGCAUCUCCCGGAACCCCGAUUGGCAAGAGCAACAAUCUGUCAAUGGCCCCGACGAUGCCAUGCCCGCUCAAGGCUCAGCGCGUUUCAACACCCAGAGCACGGGGGUUUCCUUCCCGACCGUGUCAUCGGGUUCAUCGAGAGGAUCUGAGGCAAGAAAAACAAUCAUGCCGGAGAGCGUAUGUCACUUGAUUCCGGAUCAGGUUGGGAACAUGAUCCUGGACAGGCAGCGCAACAUGUGGGUCAAAAGGAAGGGAUCGGCCGAGUCAAAAGAGAGCUUCAUACAGUCCGACAUUAGCGAGGACGACCCGUUUGCCGACAUUCCGGACCUAUCUGUCGACGUGACGAGGGAAAUGCAGAACCUCCUCCUAACUAGAAAGAAGGAGGAGACGCUCCAAGAUCGUGUUCCUAGCACCGCGCAGAUCAGCCCGACGAAGCCGCAUAGAGUGGGUUCACUUACAAGGGCCGCCCUUGACGCAGCCGCCGCGUCGCCAGCCAACCAAUACCCGAAUCUAGGUAGCGCCGAAGAGUUCGUCGAGCAUGAAAUCAGUGUCAACGAAGGCCGGGUAGAGACCAAGCGACUCACCAUCAGUUUCUCGUCUCCCGUCGCAUCUGUGAUCCAGGACGUGGCCGGCAUCAAUGACAUGAGGUCAGGGGAUAACAUGCUCGAUCAGGCGACCGACAACCGCGACCAACCGGUUAGGGGCCGGAGGAUAGUGUCGAUUCACAAAACCACCAGUCGGUCAGCCAGGUCACGCAGCACCUCGCGCGGCCCGGCGCGCCAUCUCUCCUUCCGGGGUAAAUCUCUAAUGGCACGCCCCGUAUCCAGGAUCGAUGAACGGGAUGAGGAUUCUACUGUGGGCAAUGGCCGGGACCAUGAAGCAGUUUCGGGCAUGGAACUCAGCGUCCUGGGGGAUUACAGCCUGGCCAACCGUGACGACAGCGAAGGGCAUGGCAGCCUGAGUAUCCUGGUCGCAACUCCGGGAAGGGCUCCUGCUUGCCCUGCUGCUGGUGUCGACGCCGCCCCCAUAAUAAGCCAAUACGUGGGCACAUUUUCUCUCAGCCCGCUUCCGGAUUUUGGGAUGCAUCGUGCGGAAGAGACGCUGCCCCUCGAAGCCAGCUAUGUGGUUGAUGGCCAUCGCCUUGUCACGGGCGAUAAAUCGAAGCGGAUCAUGUCAAUGGCCAUGCGCGAGCUGGUUGACAAGCUUGCCGAGGUAGAACCCUUCGAGCCGUACUGGGAAGACAUGCGAGAGCUUGAGCUGCGCGAGAAGCGACUCAGCGCACUGCAAGCGCUUGACCAGUACUGUGGGCAGCUCGAGAGUCUCGAUGUCUCCAAGAACAUGAUUAGGAAUCUUGGCGGGAUUCCCUCGUCGAUCCUGCAUCUGCGGAUAACGGACAACCAGCUGUCGAGUCUCACGGCCUGGAACCACCUCAUGAACUUGCAGUACAUCGACGUCUCGAACAAUUCGCUUACUAGCCUUUCGGUUUUCAAGAACCUUAUCCACCUGCGCAGUCUGCGGGCGGACAACAACCAAAUCACCAAUCUAGACGGCAUCAAGUUCCACAAGGGGCUGCAGACUCUCCGCGUGCGAGGGAACCUGAUCGAGCAGGUGAAUUUUGACGGCAACACGCUGCACCAGCUCACCGAUCUCGAUCUGAAAAACAAUCAGAUCAGCCACAUCACCAACAUCGACCAGCUUCCUUCCCUGAGCUCCCUCAACCUCGACUCGAACCAGCUCACCUCCUUCUCGGUCGACGCCGAUCAACCCAUGACCGCCCUUCGGUACCUCCGUCUUGACGACAACAAUCUCACCACGCUCAAUGUUCGCGCCCUCCCACACCUACGCCUGCUUCACGCCGACCGCAACGCGUUGGUUCACAUAUCCGGCUUCUCCCGCGCCCGCCGCAUCGACUCCCUCUCCCUGCGCGAGCAACACGGCACGGCACCACUGGACCUCGCCCACCUGCUCUCACGCGCGUACGAAGUCCGCAAGCUGUACCUCUCCGGCAACCUGCUCGAAUCCUUCUCCCCCCGGAUCGACCUGCUCAACCUGCAACUCCUCGAGCUCGCCAACUGCGGCCUGUCCACCCUCCCCGACGACGUCGGCCUCCUGCUGCCCAACCUGCGCGUCCUCAACCUCAACAUGAACGCCCUGACCGACCUCGCCCCGCUGCGCGCCGUCCCGCGCCUCAAGCGCCUCUUUGCCGUCGGCAAUCGCCUCGCCGACCCCGCCCGCGUCAUCGGCACCCUCGCCAGCAUGGCCUGCCUGGCCGCGGUUGAUCUGCGGGAUAACCCGCUCACGCAGGGGUUCUAUGCGCCUGUGCAGGUGGUUGUGCACCAGCGGAAGGGGGCAGACGGUGAGAAGGAUGAGGGCGGUGGGGAUGGUGAUGGCGAGGGGGCGGGCGAGGGGUUGUUUGUGCUGGGGGAUCAGGACGCCGAGAGGGAUGCGCGGUACUGCGCGCGGCUGGAUAUGGAUACGCGCGUGAGGAGGCGGUUGUAUGAGACGAUGGUGCGGAAGCGGUGUGGGAGGGUGAGGAGGCUGGAUGGGUUGGUGUUGGGGAAGAAGGGUGUUGUUGGUGGUGGGAGCGGUGAGGAGGAGGACAUGGUGCUGGCGGCGAUGGUGGAGAAGGGGCUUGUGAAGAGGAAGGGGUCUGAUCAAGAUCAACUUCAGCCGGAGAGUGGGAGGGAUGUGAGUCAGAAGAAGAAAGUGGUGAUGGCGACUCCGGCGGCGGCGGAUAGGAGUGGCCGGUGGCCGGCGGAGGACAGUUUUGCGUGA
This is a messenger RNA of Chaetomium globosum CBS 148.51, 5484 nucleotides long. RefSeq lists its product as uncharacterized. Bases 1 to 5484 code for a protein of 1827 amino acids. The transcript has a single exon. Gene Ontology annotation, molecular function: protein binding. Lineage: Eukaryota; Fungi; Ascomycota; Sordariomycetes; Sordariales; Chaetomiaceae. The record is from RefSeq and is a predicted model, not a curated record.